UCUGAAACUGUAAAGAAAAGUUUGUAGCACAUGAUCGGUCGAGGCUGGGAGAACGUCGAGAGCAUCGUGAAACAGACAAAAUUGGAGGAUAAUUGAGAUUCGAAAUUCAAUCGAAUGAAUUGAAACCUUUGCGGAGACGUUAUAAGAUCGUUGGAACAUGGAUUACACGAGAUUUUUUGCCAGAAGAGCAGCCAGACGACGAGGGAAUUUAAUCCGAAAAUUUACGGAAAUGCGGUCGAUUAAUCCAGAAGCCAUUUCCCUCGCUGCCGGAAUGCCCAAUCCUGCGUCGUUUCCCAUCACAGCAAUGUCAGUCAGCUAUAAAGAUAACAUAGUUAAGAACUUUACUGGACUUGAAUUAAAUAGUUCUCUGCAAUAUGGACCUUCGCAAGGACAUCCACCGCUCCUCACGAAGUAUCGAGGGUUCCAACAAAAAUGGCAUAAUCCACCUGUCAAAGAGCUCGACGUCAUCUUCAUGCCUGGCUCGCAAGAAGGUUUCUGCAAACUUCUCGAUCUCUUCUUGAACGAGGGCGAACCCAUCAUGGUUCAAACACCGGCUUACACGGCGACUCUUGGUGCGAUCCGUCCAUUGGCACCUGACUUUCUAGGUAUUCGCCAAGACAAGGAUGGUAUAAUUCCGGAAGAAAUAGCGAAAGUCUGCGAAGACCGAAUUCGAUCCAACAAAGCGUUACCAAAGCUGCUCUACGUGAAUCCAACUGGCGCAAAUCCGACAGGCACGGUAUUGACGUACGAACGAAAACUGCGAGUUUACGAACUUGCGAAACAAUACGAUUUCAUCAUAAUCGAAGACGACCCUUAUUAUUUUUUGCACCUCGAGGACAAGCAGCCAGCUUCGUUUCUAUCGAUCGAUACCCAAGGUCGAGUCGUGCGCCUCGAUUCUUUCAGCAAAAUCAUGAGCGCUGGUAUUCGGGUUGGUGCUGUUACAGCUCAUGAGGAAAUCAUAAAAAAACUCAUUAUUCAUGUCGAAAAUUCAGUUUUACAAUCUUCCAGUCUUUCUCAGAUGCUUUUAUUACAAUUCUUCGAUACCUGGAGCCCCGACAGAUUCGAAAAACACUUUAAAGAGAUCCAAACCCUUUAUAGGGAACGACGGGAUCUCAUGGUGACUGCUCUAGAAAAACACUUGACAGGGAUCGCCGAAUGGUCUGUACCGAAAGCUGGUAUGUUCCUAUGGAUUAAAGUCCCAAGUAUUCAGAGUGCUUUUGAAUUAGCCAUGGAGCAGUUAGCGCCGAAAGGGAUUUUCGUUAUCCCCGGAAAUGCCUUCAACUGGGAUACCGACCAGCCAGACCAGCACUUACGACUUUCGUACAGUUUUGCAACGGUCGAAGAAAUUGAUGAGGCACUUUCAGUUAUUUCAAAAAUCAUACGGGAAGGAGCUCAGUCGGCAAAGUAGACCAAUCACGACUGAAACCUUCCGAAAUUAGUUGCUCUGCAUUCGGUAAAAAUGGACUGUACAUUUUCACUAGCAUUUCCACUGAUUUUAUUGAUAUUGCAGAUUAGUUGUUUUUCAAAAUUGAGAAAAAAACGCGAUGCAUUCCUCGACUGUGUAUGAAGAGGAGCCGACAAAGUGCACAUUAAACUUUGACUUAACACUGCAUUUCAUUAGCCACCCCGUUGAAUAUUUUAUUAAUAAAUUUAAAUUGUAAAGAAAAAAAAUGACCAAUUUUUGAGGGAUACGCUGUCUGAACGAAGUGAAAGAAUCCUGGUAGCUUCGAUGUUUGAUUAAAGUGAGCGUUUCUAAAAAA
This is a messenger RNA of Venturia canescens, 1760 nucleotides long. Its product is annotated as kynurenine/alpha-aminoadipate aminotransferase, mitochondrial-like. Gene Ontology annotation, molecular function: L-kynurenine:2-oxoglutarate transaminase activity; pyridoxal phosphate binding. The coding region runs from base 158 to 1408 and encodes 416 amino acids. Gene Ontology annotation, biological process: biosynthetic process. The transcript is spliced from 8 exons. Lineage: Eukaryota; Metazoa; Arthropoda; Insecta; Hymenoptera; Ichneumonidae. The record is from RefSeq and is a predicted model, not a curated record.